AUAUCUGAAACUGUAUUUGAUGGGAUGGGAAACUUAAAAUUGGAUUGAAACUUGAAAGUUUUAAAAAAUUCAUCAUUAUCUGGAUGAACGAACUGGGCCAUGGAUUUGGAUUAACAAGCCCAACCAAACAUGAACAAAACAACAUACCACCAAUGUCUUUCAUUGCUUACUCAAGUCACAAUCACAUGUUCAUUUGAGUUCUGUUUCUGUCACUGAUUUUCGCUUCUUCUCAAUUCCACCUCAAUCAUUCAAUGCUGCAAAAGCUCACCGUCCAUGGCCUCCCUCUUUCUUUCUUCAACCUUUCUUCCUUUCCCUCCUUCUCAUAAAAUCUUCUUAUCCCUUCACCACAACCACCACCGCCUCAGUUUUAACAACUUUCAACAAUACCCACUUCGGAAACACUUUACAUACCGCCUUUAUGCUUCUUCACUCAACAAAACAUCCAGGUCCCGUAGAAAGGUGAAGAGCAAUGAAGAAUUGCGAAAUGAUUUAAGGGAGUUCUUGUCUAGGGUUGGACUUCCCAACGAUCAUGUGCCCACCAUGAAGGAGCUUUCAGAGCAUGGAAGAAAUGACCUUGCGAAUAUUGUGAGACGGAGAGGCUAUAAAUUUGUUAGGGAGCUUCUUGCGAACUCAACAAAAAUAGAUUGUGAUGGUCUUAUUGCAGAGAAGGGCUUACCAGGUCAGAAUGAAAAGGUGGGCAAUGAGGCUGAAGAUUUUUUAUUGUUGGUUGAAGAACCUAGUCUAAGAAACUAUUUUGGAAGCACAAAUACAGAGUCAAAUCUCAACUCUGAUGAUAAUAUUGGGUUGCCAAUUGAAUCUUCAGCCGAUUCAUCAUUAGAGGAAAAUCAUUCAUAUGCAUAUAAUGGUCAGAAUGAUACAGAGUCCAAUAGGUCUGUCAUGAAUAACCUUUCCGGUGGGUCCUUUAGUAAUACAGAUCUCAUAUCUGAUGAAAUUGGUUUGCUACCUUUAGAAUCCUCAUCCAGUUUAGGCUUGGAGGAGAAAGCCUCAACCUCAUACAAUAUAGAAGGUCAGCAUGAAAAGAAGAAUAUCGCUGAAAAUAUCUCAUCAUCAAAUGAUGUCUCCACCAUGGAAACUUAUUUCAGUAGUUCAAAUGUUGAACCAUCUCCUAACUUUGUUGAACAUCAUUACACGUCCCCAGAAGCUUCAACCACUAUAACCUUGGAGGGAGAGGUUUCCUCAUCAAAUGAUGUCUGCAUCGUGGAAAGUUAUUCCAGUAGUUCAAACGUUGAACCAUCUCCCAAUUUUGUUGAACAUCAUUACAUGUCCCCAGAAGCUUCAGCCACUAUAACCAUGGAGGAAGAGGUUUCCUCAUCAAAUGAUGUCUCCAUUGUGGAAAGUUAUUCCAGUAGUUCAAACAUUGAACCAUCUCCCAACUUUGUUGAAAAUCAUUACACUUCCCCAGAAGCUUCAGCCACUGUAACCUUGGAGGAAAAGGUUUCAUCAUCAAAUGAUGUCUCCAUCUUGGAAAGUUAUCCCAGUAGUUCAAACGUUGAACUAUCUCCUAACUUUGUUGAAUAUCAUUACACAUCCCCAGAAGCUUCAGAAUCAAAUGAUGUCUCCAUCGUGGAAAGUUAUCCCGGUAGUUCAAACAUUAAACCAUUUCCCAACCUUGUUGAGCAUCAUUACACGUCCUCAGAAGCUUCAACAUCAAAUGAUGACUCCAUCAUUGAUAGUUAUCCUAGUAGUUCAAACAUUAAACCAUUUCCCAACUUUGUUGAACAUCAUUACACAUCUGCACAAGCCUCAGCCUCCAUAACCUUGGAGGAAAAGGUUUCGUCAUCAAAUGAUGUCUUCAUUGUGGAAAGUUAUCCCAGUAGUUCAAAUGUUGAAUCAUCUUCCAACUUUGUUGAACAUCAUUACACAGCCCCAGAAGCUUCAGCCCCUCUAACCUUGGAGGAAAAGGUUGCAAACUUUAUUCAGAAUGGAGAUUUGGAUAUGAUAGAUGAUGAUGUGUAUGACAUUUUAGAUGAAAGUGAUGCUAAAGAAAGUAAGGAAGUCACUGAAGGAGGGAACAAAUCUGGGAUACCUGGUCCAGAUCUGCUAGAACGUGUUUAUAAUCACAGAGCAGAUGGUGCUGUGACAUUGAAUGGGAGUGCAUUGACAUCCAACAAACUUGCUUCUUUUGCGACUGUAAAUCACCCUCUCAGGGAUGAUGGUUUGGUGGCUGAAGGACUACUUAAUGUUGAUUUUGACAAGGAUUUGGAUAUUGAGACUAGCAGAAUUGAGAAUCAACUCGAGAUUAAUAAUCUAAAAUCUAUGCUGCAACAAAUGGAGUUGGAAUUGUCCCGAUUGAAGGACCAGAUUGAGAAGGAGCAACGUGCUUUAUGUGUUUUGCAAACCAAAGCUGAAACAGAAAUCUCUAAAGCUCAAAAACUUAUCUCUGAAAAAGAUGCUGAAUUGAAUGCUGUUGAAGAAAGCCUCUCAGGAUUAGAGGAGGUUGAGAUCCAAUACUCUGGAGAUGGUGAAAUUGUCGAGGUGGCUGGCAGCUUUAACGGUUGGCAUCAUCGAAUCAAAAUGGAUCCUAAGCCAUCUUCUAGCAUCAUAGAAACCAUUGGAUCAAGGAAAUCCAGAACUUGGUCAACCGUGCUGUGGCUUUAUCCUGGGAUGUAUGAGAUCAAGUUUAUUGUUGAUGGUGAAUGGAAGAAUGAUCCCAAGAGAGAGUCAGUUACCCGGGGUGGCAUAUUGAAUAACAUUCUCCGAGUUGACAGAUGACACGAUUUUGGAUGGGAGGAGUUUUUGAUAUGAUUCCUAUCUCCUAGUGUACAGAGAACAACAAUGGAUCAGUUUAAUGCCCUGUGCCGUUGAAUGGGAAAUCCUUCAGCUUGAUCUCCACAUGGUAAAAAUGGGGCUGGCACAUGCUGAUUAUGUAGAUUUUGGAUCGAUGCCUGCUAUUUUGUACAAAACAGAAAAGGGGAUUUAGCUUAUUGUACAAAAUGUAUGAAUAUAUGUAUUUUUAAUUUUA
Messenger RNA from Pistacia vera, 2983 nucleotides. RefSeq names its product protein PTST homolog 3, chloroplastic-like. The coding region runs from base 274 to 2733 and encodes 819 amino acids. NCBI's taxonomy places the organism in Eukaryota, Viridiplantae, Streptophyta, Magnoliopsida, Sapindales, Anacardiaceae. The record is from RefSeq and is a predicted model, not a curated record. The transcript is spliced from 13 exons.